CGUGCGUGCGUCGUGCAUGUGUGUCGUGUAUGUGUAGGUGUACAUGUGUGUCUGUGUGAUAGGCGACAUGUCUCCUUUAGUGAAUGUCAGUGUUCUUCUUCCGGUUGCACAACCUCCGGCGGGAGGAGGAGAAUAAGAGGAAGAGGACCAAGAACGGGACGGGAUGCGGCAUGUUGCGGUCAAACCUCACCCUAGCGCCCAGCAGACUGUUCGAGAGGACGCCACUCACCCCCUCGGACAGCUUGGACGAGAUCGCCCUCAAAAUACCCAGAGUCCGAGUGGAGUACUACGUAAACGAAAACACCUUCAAAGAGCGGCUGCAACUGUACUUCAUCAAAAACCAGCGAUCAAGCCUUCGUAUUCGCAUUGCCAACCUCCUCUUCAAGCUCCUGACAUGUGUCCUCUACAUUUUCAGGGUUGUCAUGGACGACGAUCCGAUUUAUGCUGCCUGCUACGGGUGCACGCCCUCCAACAAGUCAGAGUUCCUGGUCUCCUACAACCUGACAGAGGAGGCUUUCCAGGAGAAUCCCAUCAUCAACUGGGACGCCAUCCUGUGGGUGAAACGGCCCGUGGUCCUCUGGGUCAUCCAGGUGAUCCUGGCAGGAAUCAGCCUCACGGAGGCACUGCUCCUGGCCUACCUGGGGUACAAGGGGAACAUAUGGCAGCAACUACUGUCGUUCCAUUUCAUUCUAGAGCUAGUAAACACCAUUCCGUUUGCGUUUACAAUUGUUUAUCCUCCAUUCCGAAAUCUCUUCAUUCCUGUCUUUCUCAACUGUUGGUUAGCAAAAAAGUCACUAGAAAAUAUGUUCAACGACUUGCACAGAGCGAUGCAGAAGUCGCAGUCAGCCUUGUCUCAACAGCUGAUGAUUCUAUCUGCAACUCUUCUUUGUUUAGUUUUUACAAGCGUGUGCGGUAUCCAACACUUCCAAAGAGCUGGUCACAGACACCUGAACCUGUUCCAAUCCACGUACUAUGUAGUAGUCACCUUCUCCACUGUUGGCUAUGGAGACUUUGUGCCAGAUAUCUGGCCGUCACAACUCUACAUGGUCAUCAUGAUAUGUGUGGCGCUCAUCGUCCUUCCAACACAGUUUGAGCAGCUGGCCUUCACGUGGAUGGAGCGACAGAAGCUUGGAGGCUCGUACUCAUCCCACAGAGCUCAGUCUGAGAAGCAUGUCGUCGUCUGCAGCACGACUCUCCACGCAGACACAAUCAUGGACUUCCUCAACGAGUUCUACGCUCAUCCACUACUACAGGACUACUACGUGGUCCUUCUGUCACCCAUGGAGCUAGACACAACCAUGAGGAUGAUCCUGCAGGUGCCUAUCUGGGCCCAGAGGGUCAUCUAUAUCCAGGGGUCGUGUCUCAAGGACGUGGACCUCGCCAGGGCCAGGAUGAAUGAGGCGGAGGCCUGUUUUGUCCUGGCCGCCAGAAACUAUGCCGACAAAACUGCCGCUGAUGAACACACAAUCCUGAGGUCGUGGGCUGUGAAGGACUUUGCGCCGUGUGUGCCACAGUAUGUGCAGAUAUUCAGGCCGGAGAACAAGUUGCACGUCAAGUUUGCUGAACAUGUUGUGUGUGAGGAUGAGCUCAAGUACGCAUUGUUGGCCAACAACUGUACGUGUCCCGGGGCGUCUACUCUGGUCACACUGCUGCUACACACGUCACGUGGACAGGAAGGACAAACAUCUUCAGAAGAAUGGCAUCGAUUGUAUGGUCGGUGUUCAGGGAACGAGAUCUAUCACAUUCUUCUAGAAGACAGCAGGUUCUUUGGCGAAUAUGAGGGCAAGAGCUUCACAUACGCUAGUUUUCACUCUCAUAGAAAGUAUGGAGUGGCGUUGGUGGGCGUGAGGCCGGCAGAACUACCAGAGUUUUAUGAGGACACAAUACUACUGAACCCAGGCCCUCGACACAUCAUGAAGAAGACUGAUACUUGUUACUACAUGAGCAUUACUAAGGAGGAGAACUCUGCGUUUGUGGUAGCAAAUAACGCCAACCCAGACGCUAUUACAAAGACUGAUGAAACGCAUGACACAGUGACAACAGGUCAGCAGAAGCCCAAGCCUCAAUCAGCCGAGCAGACGGCCACAGGGAAUCAUCUUGGAGUGCCUAAACCUACUGACACCAACCCCAACUUCCUUAGUCCUGAGAUCCUCAACCAGAGAAGAGGAAGCAGAAGGCCCAGCAUUCUCCCAGUUCCGGACACUAUGACGUGUUCCACUCUCAACAUCAACGCAGGGCCACAGGACGAAGGGGACGAGAGUGAAGACGAGAUGGAAGACGACGUCCCAUGGAGAUCUCCUAGUGAAAAGAUUGCCCUCCUUGUUUCAGCUGCAGAUGACCUCUCGCCGACCCUCGGCACAGAACCCUCGUGGCGUCAGGACUGGGCCAACAUUGUGAAAGGAUUCCCACCCGUCUCGCCCUACAUAGGGGUUAGUCCUACCCUGUGUUAUCUCCUAAAGGAGAAAAAACCACUUUGUUGCCUUCAGCUCGCACAGGUGUGCGAGCAUUGUACUCAUAGAAACGCCAAAGAAUACAACUGGCAGAACAAGACCAUCAUACUGGCUGCGGACUAUGCUAGCAAUGGAAUCUACAACUUUAUCAUCCCGCUCAGAGCUCACUUCCGGACAAAAACAUCCCUCAAUCCAAUCAUACUGUUGCUGGAGAGGCGACCGGACAUUGCUUUCCUAGACGCAGUCUCCUACUUCCCCCUCAUCUACUGGAUGCUGGGUUCCAUAGAUUGCCUUGAUGACUUGUUGAGAGCUGGUAUUACCUUGGCAGAGAAUGUUGUGGUUGUCAACAAAGAGCUUUCCAACUCUGCCGAGGAAGACACACUAGCUGACUGCAACACUAUUGUGGCUGUACAAACCAUGUUCAAAUUUUUCCCAAGCAUAAAGAGUAUAACCGAGCUGUCCCAGUCCUCAAACAUGAGGUUUAUGCAGUUCCGAGCUCACGACCGCUACGCCCUUCAUCUCUCCAAAAUGGAAAAGAGAGAGAAGGAGCGAGGGUCCCACAUCUCUUACAUGUUCCGCCUUCCGUUCGCCGCCGGGUCGGUGUUCAGUGCUAGUAUGUUGGAUACACUGCUCUACCAAGCCUUCGUCAAAGACUACGUUAUCACCUUUGUCAGGCUCUUACUGGGCGUGGACCAAGCCCCGGGCUCAGGGUUCCUUACAUCGAUGAAGAUCACAAAAGAUGACAUGUGGAUCCGAACAUAUGGAAGACUCUACCAGAAACUGUGCUCAACUACUUGUGAGAUCCCCAUCGGCAUCUACAGAACUCAAGACACCACCACAACAGGAUCUCCACAUACUGAACCAGAAGUUGGCAACACUGGUUCUGCCUACUCUGCCAUUCCUACCAACUGCCUAGGCUCCACUGAUAGAGACCCUGCCUCCAUGUACUCAAUCAACGUCGGAGAUGAAGCCAAGGACAACCAUGCGGAGAUGAUUGAGAGAGCAGAGAUUGCGAAUCUCGUCAGAUCUAGGAUGGAGAGUCUAAACCUUCCUCCGGUAGAUUACGACGAUGUUAGUGAGAAAAGAUCAAGCUUGUCCUAUGUAAUCAUCAACCCCAGCUGUGAUUUGAAAUUGGAGGAAGGAGAUAUAAUCUAUUUGGUGAGACCGAGCCCGUUCUCCGCUCAGAAAACAUUCGAGAGACACAACAGCAGACGCAAGUCCAACAUCAGCUUUUGCUCUCAAGCUAUCAACCUGCCAGGCUCUAGACGGGGCUCAGGCAUCAUCUUCCCUCCACCACGGGCCCCACCACUAGUUACUACCAAGGCUAACUCACUGUCACUUCCAGACAGUCCAACCGUCGCUGGGACAUUCCGAGGAAGGUCCAAUUCUCUGAGAGUGGUAGACGACAUUCUGCUCAGAAGAAGCAACUCUUUACGCCAAGGUUUGGUGCAGACGACGCGGAAAAGCAGUCUGGAGGAAAUCGGCAUCGGACUUCACUACCCGAGACAUCAACCAUCCUUUUUUAAUUCAACCAAUACCUUGACUUUGGAGGUUCCAUCUCUAGCCUCUCUCGAUACUUGUACCCGAGUGAUGCCCUCGAGUCGUUCGACCGGCCGGCUGAUGAUGCAGCCUAUUCAGCCGGCGGCCAUGCCAUCUCAGAUGUCUACGGAGAGUGCUGGUAUCAAGAUAGCACUGAACGGAAGCAUUGGAUUAGAAGUGACACCUCCGGAAGAGAACAGCUCCCCCUCGAUAUCCAGCAACACGGGUCUACUAAUCUCUCCUCCACACCAGAUGCCGAGUCCCGCUGCCUCUACGGAACACCUACAGGGAACCAUCGUAUGAUAUCAUCUCAUGUGGGGCAGGAGGCUCAGCAGUGUAGUGCGCAACAAAUGGCUCUAACUCACUCCUCGCUCCACCACACCACCUCAACACGACACCACAUUCAGGUUUGAAAUCUACUAGACAAGGCACGCAGGAAACAAAGUAACCAAGGGAACAAAUAGAAUCGGACUGUAGAUACCUCAGUAGCGUAGCACCACUCUACACUCCGCACAUUACCCGUCUGCGAUAAACUCAAAACUCGUCUUGUACAUUCACAUAACUAUGAUGCUCAAUCAGCUGAUCUAUAAACUCAAGGAACAUUUUGAUUUGUACUUCAUUUUUGUUUCUCGAUGUAAUUGGUUGAUCGUUAAUUGUAGAUAAUAAUAUUAUAGAUUUGUCUACUUAAGUAGCUUUUUUUGUUUAAAUUUUUGUUAACAUUUUUUGAGGUUAUGGGAAGUUAUUAUCAAUUUUAUAGGAUUUUGAUUGUUAAAUUUCAAUGUAGUUUCAAUUUAUCACACAUUUUUGUGGAAUGUACACCAAUAAAUUUUUUAGUGGUUUAAAAGUUCACCAAAAAUACUACAAUAUUCUGUAACAAUACUGAAUUUAUGAAAAUUUAAUAUCAAUCGAGCUAGAUGCUAGUAAAAAUUGUUGAAUUGUGGGUUGUUGAUUAUUGGAUGUAACAAUAUGUCACAAACUGUCAAGUUGUAUACAAAUUCAUUUAUAUAAUUUAUUUUUCUAGUUUAUUUCAUGGUGUUAACCUCAUUCAUGACCUGUUGUAUGUUGUGUUAGAUCUAUGAUGUCUAUAAAGACAAUAAGACUAUGUUGUGUUUUUCUAUCUAAAAGUAUAUUGUAAAUGUUAAAUUUUAUAAAUUAUAGAAAAUGUUUCCAAAGUGGGUAGACGCUAUUGUUUGUGAUUAUUGUUGUCUAGUUUAUAUCUGUCCUGUAUUUGUGAUUUUUAUUAUUUAACAAGCUGGUUAGCGUUCCAAUGAUAAAGCGUAAAAUGUUGUGUGUAGUUAGUUAUUAAUUGGUCUGAAUAACAGAAAAACAAUUAGUUGUAAAAUAUUAUUUAUUCUUGAUUUGGUUCUUAAACUUUCAUUAUUUUUGUUUAUUUCCAUCAAAAAUUUAAUGAAUCUCUUUCUUUACUGUAUAUUCUUUUUUGUAGGGAUGGACGAGAUUGGAUUUUUAGUUCGAGACGAGACGAGACGAGAUUUUUUAUUUCUCAUAAAAUUUCAAGACGAGAUCGAGACGGGAUUUCCCUUCUCAUACACAACGGGAAAUGCACGUUCAAAAUUUUUACCUGAUUUUGUAACAUUGUUAGAUGACUGUUUAAAUACAUCAAUAAUGAUAAUAGGCAAGAAUAUUUACAAUCUUUUAUUAAAAAACAUCAGCAUAACAUUUUUUUAUUAAUCACUCCUAACUUAUUAAAAAUGCCUACGAUUAGGAAACAUAGUGAUAUCAGUUAGGAUAGAGUUCAACUUAUCCUAAAAUAAAAUAAAUCAUAAAA
Messenger RNA from Macrosteles quadrilineatus (aster leafhopper), 5775 nucleotides. Its product is annotated as potassium channel subfamily T member 2-like. Gene Ontology annotation, biological process: potassium ion transport. The transcript has 31 exons. Gene Ontology annotation, cellular component: membrane. Gene Ontology annotation, molecular function: intracellular sodium-activated potassium channel activity. The record is from RefSeq and is a predicted model, not a curated record. The coding region runs from base 84 to 4292 and encodes 1402 amino acids. NCBI's taxonomy places the organism in Eukaryota, Metazoa, Arthropoda, Insecta, Hemiptera, Cicadellidae.